AUGGCGCAUCCAAGGCCGUUGGAUACCAACGGUGCGCAGAAUGGGGUCGGGUCGUCUGCGCAGUCGUCUGGGCACCAACCCAGGUUCUCGCGCCCAUUCACGCUGCAGGAGGCCCUUCCGUACUCCCCUUUCACUUCGGUCAUUCCAUUCGAGUCGGAUAUAAUACCGACUCCGAACCUGGGUGCUGGCCCGUCUUCGUCCCGUCUCGCCGAUCUCGUCCCGCGACAUGACUUCGAUAAUUUGAACCGGGACGCCGCAAACUCGUCUUCUACGUCGAGGCGCCUAGAGCAGAGUCUAGAGCAUGUGCAAAACCUGUUGAAACCGAAUAGAAUGGCGCAGUUCAAUUUCAUGACCUGCCCCAAAGUCGCUACACCUAACGGCCCCAUGAGCAGUCUCUCUUUGAAUCUGUCUCCUUUCUCGAGAAUGGUGUUCGAAAAGACAUCGGUUUCCUAUACAUGCCCAACGACGGAAGCACCACACGUGGCAGUUUCCAACGGGCACCACCCGUCCACGACCUCCAGCUCGGCUAGACCACAUAAGCGAGAAAGCAAACCUGCGCCAAGCAGUCAGGCCCCUGGGAAUAAUGAGUCUCGAUUCGCAGUCUUCAUACCGACUAAGAAGCAGUACGAAGCUGCGGCGGCAGCCGCCACGCCUGUGAGCAGCGCUCGCGUCAAAACACCACCAUCGCCCUCUCCACAGCCGUCACUUCCAGGUGACAGGGACGAAAUCGCUGAACUACCACCUCAGGCGGCGCCUCAAUCUUUCGAUAACUCGCAGAAAGCUGGGACUUUUUCGAUUGAGCUACCUCCUGCCCCGUCAUUCAACAAACAGGAGUAUCAGGUGGUCAAAGAUGAACCUGAUGAGCCCUCAAACUUAUCAACACGGAAACAAAGACAAGAUGAAUACCAGGAUGGUCAAGAUGUUUACGGGGCAAGUCGUGACCAGAAGCAGAGGGGUGAGUCGGCCUAUCAUCAACUACGCCGUUGCUUUGCGGAGAUUUUCGAGGCGGAAGAUAGCGUCACAGCUACUCAGUCAGAGUCAAAUCCACUUGUCUGCUUGAACUCCCAUCAGGAGCCUGGAAUGACUACAACAGCCCACCAAAAAGUACAGCCUCUUUUGCAGAAUGCCAUAUCUCUAGGGUCUUUUGUUCAUAUCCCUGUGGACGAGAUCCUGCGCGUGCAGCGCCUUAGCGAUGGCGCACUAAAGCAAACCCAAGACUUGGACUUCAAGCUCGACGAAAGCUGGGGGGAGUCAGACGCACAGAUCUGGGCUCAUCAUCUACAAGAUGUCGACACUGCGCUCAGGGCCGCUCGAACAGCCCUGAGAAUAAUGUCUGCUGGCAGAGAGGACAAGCAGCUUUACUCAGAGGACCUCAUACGUGAUUGCCUGAACCUCUUCCGGGAAGUCACAGAUAGUAUCAUCGUACCGCUGACAGAAAAGGUCCGCCGCUACGGCAUCACGAAAGAAGAAAAGCAGGGAAGUAAAGCUGGGGGAAAGGACAGUAGCAAAGAUCUCUUCGAGAAACUGCUCCCGCACAAAAAAAUCGCUCAGACCAUAUUCACUAGCUUCACCAGGCUGUACUCUGUUCUUACGACCUUGGUCGCUAGCAUAGACUUAUCCGAGUCUGUUGUCACAGCAUUGGAGACCAUCUCGUCCACCCUCAUAUUUGUCGAGAACGCCUACACUGACCGCGACUCGAUCGUCGGAACCCAGAAAUUUGACGGCAUUCGCUUGGUGGCAAUGGACAUGCUAUCGCAGAUCUUUCUGAAGAACCCGCAGAGUCGAAACGGCAUCAUUGACGACGUCCUCUCUCAAAUAGAGAAAGUGCCUCAAACGAAACAAAAAGCUCGUCAAUUUAAGCUUAGUGAUGGCAGAAGCAUUCAGCCAGUAUCGGCCCUCAUUCUCCGUUUGAUUCAGACCAGCGCUGGCAAGGCCACUGAUGUGAAGUCUGCACGGAGCAAGCUGCUCCAAUCACUGGAAGACAAUCGCGAACAACUCGAUGGGGAAGAACCGCCUCCGCCUGCGGUGCGGAACUCAUCCAUCCAGAGCGAAGAUCAAGCGGCUUCUCAGCACGGGCGGUCUGCCGUGGAGCUUCAUGGAAUAUCAGCACCACUGGCGGAGACAACGAGGGCUAGUGCAUCACACGUCAUUCAAUAUAUGGUCCAUCGGGCACAAACAUCCACGAAGACCGGCGAAUCGCCUUUUCGCAGAAUCCUUGAGAACUUCGUCGAGGAUCUCGUCAUUUGCCUGGACUCCGCAGACUGGCCUGCUUCUGAGCUUCUUCUCCGAUUAUUGAUGGGCAGGAUGAUGAAUCUCGUGGAUGGCGAAAGGACUGCAGCUCCGGCGAAGAACAUGGCCUUGGAAGUUCUCGGCUCUAUGGGAGCUGCGAUCUCGAAGCUAAGGUCGCUUGUUCGAAGGACUGCCAAUUCCUUGGACGCUGCGGAAGCUACUGAACUAGGAAUCUACCUCUCAGAACUUGCCGCCUCGGCUCUCGAGCUCCGAUCACGCCCAGAGCAACUGCUGUCAUGGUCUGGACCUUAUCGAGCCAGCCUAGAGUAUCUUGACCAGCGAUGCUCCGAAGACCCACACCUUUCCAGCGCGGUAUCUUUCCUGAUCACAGACUGGGCGAGCAAGGUGGAUGCCACUUACGACAUCUUGAAUGAAGUGAGUGACGAUGAGCGGCUUCCUGAAUUUGGAAGACUCGCCUACCGCCUGCGAAUGAUGAGCGAGGACCGCCGUUGGCUGUCUACCGAGUACAGCUUCGCGCAAGUCUCUCCAAUUCUUGCAAAGCUCUCAUACCAAAUCAUCCUUAUUCGAUCUCAGUUCUGCGAGUCAUAUAGGCACAUACUCAACAUCCUGCUUCGCUUCAUGACGACCGAUCAAGCCACGGUCCGCAGCAAGAGUCUCAAGAGUGUAAAUGACGUUUUGGAGACAGACCCUACUAUACUCGACGGAGACUCAACUUUCAUCCAAUUAAUUCUUCAGUGUUCGAGUGAUUCAUCACCUCAGGUCCGGGAUUCAGCCCUUGGUCUGAUCGGAAAAUGCAUCGAAAUGAGGCCAGCUCUGGAGGAGAAGCUGAUUCCGACUGUUGUCGAACGUUUCAUAGACUCUGGCGUCGGAGUUCGAAAGCGCGCGAUGAAGCUCGCCAGAGAGAUCUAUCUGCGCAACCCAGACAGAAACAUCCGCAGCAAUAUCGCGAAUGGCCUUCUCCAUCGUGUACAGGAUCCCGACGAAGGUGUUCGGGAGGUUGCGCGCCAGAUGAUCGAAGAAAUUUGGAUCGCUCCCUACUCGUCCGCAGAGGGGUCAGCAGCUUAUAAGACGUCUCUCACGGACCAUGUCUCCCUCAUGAUGCAGACAGUGAAGCAAGGAAAUGUGACUCCAGUCCUAGACAAGGUCUUUCAAUCAAUUCUGGGGUCCAAAGAAACCAACUUCAAAGUCGGACAAAUACUUGUCGGCAGCAUUUUUGAACUGUUCCACCAUUCCGACUCGGAAAGAGAAGCAUUGCAGCUUCUGAUGAUCUUCGCCAAGGCUGACGCGAAGCUCUUUACAUUUGAGCAGAUCAAGAUCCUGCAGUCGACGGUUGCAAGCAUUGCUACCAAUGAAGACCUGGCUAUUUCUCGGGCCGUGGUUGUGAUCUACCGUCGCGUCCUACCUCAGCUCUCCAACGUUCAUGAGUCGUUCCUCACCGACAUAUUGAAUCCGUUGAUGCAAGCCGUACCCAAAGUGACCCGAGCACUACUCGACGAUGUGGUUGGGUGCCUGUGGAUCAUCAGCGGCUUGCUUGGGAGCAUAGAGAAGCUGUCACGACUAGCGCUUUCCGCCCUACAGGGGAUCCAGAAGAUCCGAACCGCGACACAGGGCCGGCCCCUCGACGACAAGACGAUGCGGACAUUCGAUCGGUAUUCGCUCAUCGUGGGGAUGGUGGGGAAGCAUUGCGACCUUGAGAGCAAACUGGCCUCAUUCAAGGCUGUGUUCCCGGCUUUCAAAGGUGGCACAGUAUCGAAGCUCAUGGUGGACGUGGUCAUUCCUCUCGCCAGCCAAUCCCAGCCUCUAGACGUGAGGAAGUCUGCACUUGACGCUGUUGGCCUCAUAUGUCAAUCGUGGCCAAGAAAUUAUGUUUCCGCGAACGUGUACACGACAUUCCAGCAAGUAUUUGACGAGCAAGUCCCCGUACUUGAAACAAUGAUACUGGGGUCUAUGAAGGAGUUCCUCUUCACAGAGGAGCAGCGCUCUGAAUUGGCAGCUGCGGAGGGCACUGCGAAAGACGAGAAGGGAGAGAAGCUGAAUCUCAAAGUCAUGGGAGGAACUACGUACGAUGAUGUCUCCAGCGCCACGACACAACGUUUCCUUGCCGACAUCACACGGAUAGCGCUCGCUACCCAGGACGAGCAUGCGUUUCUGGCUGUUGAAGUCCUGGCGAGCAUCAACCGCCAAGGUUUGGUUCACCCCAAGGAGACCGGCGUCACCUUGAUCACGUUGGAGACUUCCUCGGUCAGUAAAAUCUCAGAGCUCGCUUUCCAUGAGCAUCGCGCUUUGCACGACAAAUAUGAGACCGUUCUCGAGCGAGAAUAUGCGAAGGCAGUGCAGUCCGCGUUCGCUUAUCAGCGUGACAUUGCUCGCGACCCUCGCGGUGCCACCACGGAACCGUUCACCUCCAAGCUACAUCUGAUGAUGGAGGUGCUCAAAUCCAGCAAGGCCAAGAACCGAACGAAAUUCCUCGACAAAUUGUGCGGACAGGUUGACUUUGAACCUGCGAAACUAGAUGCGUCGGAGCGCAUGCCCGGGCACGUCCAGCUAUCACAAUUCAUUGUAGAGAACCUGGCAUUUUUUGACUACGCCACCGUCAGCGAGUUACUUGGGACAGUUACAUCCAUGGAGAAACUCGUUACCAGCACAGGAGCUAGUGUGGCUCAGGCGAUCGAGGCGGAGAUUUUCCAGGUUACAAUGGAUGCAGUGACCAACUCUCAGACUGCUCCUGAUGGACAGAACGAGCCGGUGUUUGCUCCACCUCCACCUGCGGUUGAUGUCAAGCGCCUUCGGCAACUGACAGCUGGUUCCAUGAUUCUGCAGUCAAUGUGGGAGGCGCGAUCGUACCUUCGGCGACAGUAUAACCUUGGAACGGGCCGGCGUGAUGGCAAAUCAAAGACUAGCAACAAGGAGAAGGACACCACCAAGCCAGUCAAAGUGCAGACGGUCACCGGCGACAAGUUAUGGGAGGACAUAGCCUCGAUAAUGGGCUCACUCUCCUCACAAGAGCGCAUGAUGCACCAGUGCCGGUCCUUUGUGGACCUCCUCAAUGUCGACAGGGAGUUCAAGGUUGCGGACGAGGACGAGGACGCGAACGGCGAUGGCCCGGUCACCCCGAGCGGCGACGAGGAUGACGAGGGCCCGGACAUUGGUCGGGGCCGAAAGCGAAAGUCCAAUUCGACUCCUGGCAGCGGCCGGAAGAAGAGGCCGCGCUCUUCGUCCCAGGUGCGGAAGCGCGGGAGACCUCGCAAGAGCGCACAGGCUGAUGACGACGAUGAUAUGGAGUUUUUCUAG
Molecule: messenger RNA, 5541 nt
Organism: Diaporthe amygdali
Lineage: Eukaryota; Fungi; Ascomycota; Sordariomycetes; Diaporthales; Diaporthaceae
Exons: 3
Coding region: 1-5541 (1846 amino acids)
Biological process (GO): establishment of mitotic sister chromatid cohesion; replication-born double-strand break repair via sister chromatid exchange; establishment of protein localization to chromatin
Cellular component (GO): Scc2-Scc4 cohesin loading complex
Molecular function (GO): chromatin binding
Source: RefSeq, a predicted model, not a curated record